Rosa chinensis is the source of this 2062-nucleotide messenger RNA. RefSeq names its product probable isoprenylcysteine alpha-carbonyl methylesterase ICMEL1. The record is from RefSeq and is a predicted model, not a curated record. Bases 159 to 1793 code for a protein of 544 amino acids. The transcript is spliced from 11 exons. Lineage: Eukaryota; Viridiplantae; Streptophyta; Magnoliopsida; Rosales; Rosaceae.
CCAACUCCUCCAAAAACAAAGUAGAACUAAAUUAUUGACACACCGCGUGUCAAAGCACAACUGGCCCUGCACAACCCCCCACUUCCUCCCUCUCUCUGGUAAGACACUGAUUUUGACAAAAAACCAAUGCCUUCUUCUUCCUCCUCCUCCUGCUCUUGAUGUUUCGAACCCCAAUUUCCAGAUUCGCCACACUUUUGAGAAACCCAAAUCCCCAUAAACUCUUACCCACAGACCCAAUUCCCAUAUUCACCAAAAAAGCUCGAAUCUUUGGCCCCAAACAAAAGCUCGAAAUGCCAUCCCAGCAAAUCCUACCCGUAACAUACCACCCCCCAUCUUCAAAUCCCGCCACCACUGAAAAGCUAAUAGUCAAAUCUGAGGAGGACCCAUCAACAAGGCUCCUCCUUUAUUCACAUUUCGAAGAUGAAGAAAAGGCCGCGCCUUUGAAGCCCCUUCUUCCCAAGUCGGCGAGCUACACAUUCAACACCUCCACCACCGCCACCGCCACCGCCGCAGCAGGUUCUGCCAAUAACAACCAGAAGCGGCGGCGCCGGACGGCCAGCGAUAACUCGCUUUAUUCGUCGUCAUCCAAUUCCUCAUCGGAGGAGGGCGCUGCCGACCGCCACUCUAUCGCCGGCGAUGUGGAGCACGCCGCCGCCGAGACGUACUUGAUCACCCGGCUGAGCUUGAAGCUUUUGAGCUAUCUUGGGGUAGGCUACAGAUGGAUUACAAGAUUUUUGGCCCUCGGUUGUUAUUCGUUUUUACUUAUGCCAGGGUUUAUUCAAGUUGGCUAUUACUAUUUCUUCUCCAAGCAGGUCCGCAGAGGUAUAGUUUAUGGUGAUCAACCAAGAAAUAGGCUAGAUCUGUAUCUACCCAAAAAUUCUGAUGGGCCAAAACCAGUCAUUGCAUUUGUAACUGGUGGAGCCUGGAUUAUUGGUUACAAAGCAUGGGGUUCUCUUUUAGGAAUACAGUUAUCAGAACGAGACAUCAUAGUGGCAUGCAUAGAUUACAGGUCGGUGUUAUUAAUGUCAUGUGCACUGCUGAACUACCUACGCACCUGUAGUCAAUGUCUUAUCAUGCCUUCAUGCAGAAAUUUCCCUCAGGGUACUAUCAGUGAUAUGGUACAGGAUGCUUCUCAAGGCAUCUCAUUUGUAUGUAAUCAUAUUGCUGAAUAUGGAGGCGAUCCUGAUAGGGUUUAUGUGAUGGGACAAUCAGCUGGUGCACAUAUUGGUGCAUGCUCAAUUGUUGACCAGGCAAUCAAGGAGCUUGGUGAAGGAGAGAGCACUUCUUGGAGUGUUUCCCAGAUAAAGGCUUACUUUGGUCUUUCUGGAGGGUACAAUUUGUUUAAUUUAGUAGAUCACUUCCACAGUCGAGGCCUAUACCGUUCAAUAUUUUUAGGCAUAAUGGAAGGGGAGCAUUCAUUGCAACGUUUCUCUCCUGAAGUCAUGAUUCAGGACCCUAAUGUUAGGAGUGCUGCUUCUCUUUUACCUCCUAUUAUUUUAUUUCAUGGUACUGCAGAUUAUUCCAUACCAUCAGAUGCCAGUAAGAAUUUUGCAGAAACUCUUCGGAGUCUUGGAGUGAAAGCUGAAUCGAUUCUGUAUGAAGGGAAAACUCACACAGAUUUGUUUCUUCAGGAUCCAAUGCGAGGUGGAAAAGAUCAGAUGUUUGAAGACUUAGUAGCUAUCAUUCAUGAAGGUGAUUCAGAGGCCCUUGCCAAAGAUGCAGUGGCUCCACCAAGAAGGCGCCUCGUACCUGAGUUCAUGUUGAAGUUGGCUCACAAAGUCAGCCCAUUCUAGCUAUUUUUGUUGAUCAUUCAUCACCCCCAAAAAUAGAGUUUCUUUGUGAUGUAAUCUAUUCGUUUUUGUACAUAUCAUUAAUGAAAACCCAACUGUCUACCCCUUAUUUGAGGGUAACCUUCAGAACUCCCCUAUUCUCGUCAAAUAGAUCAAAGUUCUUCGUUUCCUUUGUAAAAUGUUGAGACAUUCUGAACAUCUGUAUAAGUAUACCACAGGGAAUGUUGUACUGAUUAAUAUUCCUUUUUAAAUUCUCUCGCCAAUCUUUGUAA